GUUUUCUUUUAUACUGUUAAUUUAUUUUCGUAAUUAUUAGAUUAUUGUUUUGAAGAAUAUAUCUCCCCAUACGCAUAAGGGGUGGCAAAAACUCUUGUCCAGGAGUAAAUCCUGCCUUCACAUUAAUAAAAUGAUUCGAUGGUAUUAAUAAUAAAUAAUGGUAUUCAAAGAAUAUCAAUAAUUAAAUAUAAUAAAUUGUCGAUGAGCUAAAAUCAUUACACAUUUUAUAUCAGCCAAAGGAUCGUUGUUAUGGCAAUGAUAUGAUGUGAGCUCAUUGCGCAUGCGCAGUGAUCAGCUGAUACGAUGAAACACAGGUGACCUCCGUGCUCUCAAGCAGUACUCUUCUGUACGUUGGGUAGUGAGGUUCGCAGUGUUGUGUCGUGUCUCAUUCAGCCUGUUAUCGAUUUUGUUGACCAUUUCUCAUCAUCAUCAACAGGGGAUAGUAGAACAUCCAACCCAGUCGGUCAUUAAUGAAUGUACCUCUGGAUUACGACAGCCCAUCUGCAAUCUAGAAAUUAGAUCAGCGUUAUUUUAGCAACUUAGUAAUUAAAUCGCUUUAAUAUGAAUUACUUGGGGAAAGUUAUUAACAACUGCAAAUACAUAUAUAAUGAAAUAAAUGCUGCAACAUUAACAGGAGCAAUAGAUGUUGUUGUUGUCGAGCAGCCUGACGGAACAUACACCUGUUCUCCUUUCCAUGUAAGGUUUGGGAAAAUGGGUGUUCUUCGGAGCAAAGAAAAAAUAGUCGACAUAGAAAUUAACGGAGAACCAGUUGAUAUCCACAUGAAGUUAGGAGAAAGUGGAGAAGCCUUUUUCGUUGAGGAAGUCGAAGAAGAAAUUAUUCCUCCUCACUUGGCCUGUUCUCCCAUUCCUCCCGAUUCAGGAGAAGAGACAGCUGAUUGGAAUAGAUUAGAUGACGAGGAUCAUGGAGGAGGGGAAGGAGUUGGACCUGGUGGAGGUGAAGCUCUCACAUCAAUCGCUGAAAUUGUUGUUGAUGAAUGCAGUUCCGCUGCGCAAUCAGAGGCGGAUCCUCCAACCUCAUGUUCUACUCCAAAAACAUUUAAAGCUGAGAAAGUGGACGAUGAAAUGAUUCUUGGAGGUUCUGUUGAAUUCAGGCCAAUCGUUGGUCAAAACUCUAGUACCUCAUUAUCUGGGCUAGAUACUGAUUUUGCUAAGGAUGAUUCACCAUCAGCAGACGAAAGAUUAUCAAUGAAUAAUGUUCCUCCCUCUACUAACAACAAGAGGAAAAGGAGGAAGAAAUCGACCAAAAAGAAACAGCAACAAAAGAGAAAUAGUCUCCCAGUUGAAGAAGUCAGUUCUGAAGCGAUUUUUCAAUUGGACGAUAUAGAUACCAUGCAGUCAUCAUCUGUUGAAAAGCCUGUCGAAAAGGAAGAAACAAAACCUCUGGAUCUUUCUUCUGUGCAGCUUGAUGGUCCAGAUAUCCAUUUCUUCAGCGAUACUGAGAUCACACCUGGCACAAGCCCAAGAGAAGGUUGUGAUUUCGGGCCAAUUCAAAGUGAUUCUGAAUUUGAGACAAAGAGAAUGGAAGGUGAAGAAAGGACAGGUUCUGAAGAGCCAUCCCAGUCGCAAUGGAAGUGGGGUGAGCUGCCAACUUCUAGCAGCUUAGAAGAUAAAAAGCAGGAAUCGCAAAAAUGGAUACUUCAAAAUAUGCUGGGGUUUAUGAAGAAGACAAAGCAUAUGAGGCAUAAGAAUGAAUCUGAUGGUGGUAUUUACUUAUCGGAACUCAAUUCCGAUGACCCAGAGAUGACAGCUCUCUACUUCCCAUCAUCGGCCCAUAGGCAGAGCACUUCUGGAGUUAUUAUGGAUUAUCAAGAAGAAACUCGUGAAGAAGAUGCUGAAUCAGGUAACGGGCCAUCUCUUCCUCAAUCCCCGCAUAGUGUUGAAGGUGCAGUUUGUGGACCUAAAUCGUCAGAUUUUGAACAUUCUAAAGGUUUCCCUGAAGAUCUUGCUAUGUCAUUUUGUGGUCCAAAUCCUACACCAGAACAGUUUGAAGAAGCGCAAAUAGUAUACAACGAUUUUAUUGUAAAUCCGCAAAUCAUCUUUGAUCCUAAACUAGUCGUGAGGGUCGAUGGAAAGUAUUACACCUGGAAGGCUGCUGCUCCUAUUCUAGUCUCUUUCUUCUUUUUCAAUAAAACAUUACCUCAGGAUGUUUUAUCGAGGAUAUCAGAGAGUGAGGCAGAACACGAUGAAAAGAUAGGAGAGGCGAGAAUUGAUGAAAAGGGAAAACCAUCAAGGAAACCUUAUUCCUGGUUUUAUUGGUCUCGAAACAACCCCCAAGCACAGAAAUAUCCUAAUAGUACUGAAGUAUCUAGUCCAACUUCCUUAAAAGAAGAAGAAAUUAAAACUACUGAAAUAGUACCUGUCGAAACAAUUGAAAAACCUGAUCCUCCUAAGAGACCUGAUUCCAUUUCAACCGAUAUACCACCAAUUGUUGAUCAGCCUUUGGAUCUCUCACCACAGAGUAGAGACGACCAUUUAGAUUCCAGGCUUGAAGAAAAUAUUAAGGAACCUGAGACUGCAACACCUGACUUUAAUAGCGAUAAAUAUCGUAAAACACUUCGGUUGACAUCUGCCCAAAUCGCAAGUUUAAAACUUCAUCCUGGAGCAAAUGAAAUUCAGUUUAGUGUUACGACAGCGUACCAGGGAACAAGUAGGUGUAAAUGCUUCCUUUUCUGUUGGAGAUAUGAUGAUAAAAUUGUCGUAUCUGACAUCGACGGAACCAUUACAAAAUCUGACGUGCUUGGGCAUAUUUUACCCAUUGUUGGAAAAGACUGGGCGCAGAGUGGUGUUGCAAAGCUAUUUACCAAAAUCAAAGAUAAUGGUUACAAGUUACUCUACCUUUCAGCGAGGGCUAUUGGUCAGUCAAGGUUGACGAGGGAAUAUUUGAAAUCAAUUAAACAAGAGGAUCUUGGUCUACCCGAAGGCCCAAUGCUCCUCAAUCCUACUAGCCUUCUUAAUGCAUUCCAUACGGAAGUUAUAGAGAAGAAGCCAGAAGAAUUCAAAAUAUCCUGCUUAAGAGACAUUCAAGCUCUGUUUCCAACUCAUAUAAAGCCUUUUUACGCUGGAUAUGGUAACAAAAUUAAUGAUGUCUGGGCAUAUCAGGCUGUUGGUAUUCCAAUCUUCAGGAUAUUCACUAUUAACCAUCGAGGAGAGUUGAAGCAUGAGCUAACAGAGACAUUCCAGUCAACGUACGUAUCUUAAAAUGAUAAAUAUUUAAUCCUAGUUCGUAGGAUGGCCUUGUAUCAAUUUGCUUUAAGGAAAUCUUAUGGAAAGCAGGUUGUGGUGAAUCCUAACAAUAGGGGGAAAAGGUGGUUGGUGGUCAUUGCAAUGUCUUGUAGAUUACCUUUUCAUAUUAUUUUUCCAGUUACAUUGGACAGAGUAACAUUGUGAAUGAGCUUUUCCCACCUCAGGAGGACAAAAUGAGUAGCCUUCCCAUUGAUGAGGGGAAAGAAAGCGAUGAGAAUAUUGAAAGGCUGGCUGAAGUAGAUGAGAUUUAGAAAGGACGGUAAGGUCGCUGAGAUGCAAUUAUAUCUCUAGGCCUCGAAUAACAUAGUGGAGGUGAAUUUGCAUGUAAAAAUUGCACGCAAACGUUUUUCACAAAUGUUUGUCAUAAACACAGCUUAAGACUAAUAUUUGACCUGCCUUACAUAAUGAAUGAUAUCUUGGUUAAUGUCUCAAGUAAAAGGAAGCCCCCAUAUGAAUUGAGAAAAUCGAUACAAUGCCUUGAUAAAACCUGCUGAUGGUCAGGUGGUUAAUCAUGUGAUUUUGAAGUUUCGCAUUGCUGCAAUAUUCAUUUUUUAAUAACACUAAUAAUGGCUUUUUGAUUAAAGGUUUUGGCUUUUGUGAUGUAUAAAAAAUUUACCAUCAAGGAAAUAAUGUUUGAUUGGUAAUGGGUAGUUUUUUUUUAUUGUUAUAAGAAAUAAUGCUUUAUGAACCUCUAAUUAUUUUUCAAAGCAAAUUAGUAUAUUGAGACAGAGCAUUAGAAAUAAUUAGUUAAUAUAAACAUAUUAUAUUCACUGAAUAAGCCUAUUCAGUUCGAAAGAUGAAAUUGGUAAAUACUCUGUAUGUAAGAGUUCCUCCAACCCUCAAUUGCUUAAUUUAGCCUAAAUUCAGAGUUAGUAUGUAGCCUUCUAUUUUUAUUACUACUACUACUAAGUCUAAGUACAGAUUUAAUUUGGCAUACAUUUUCUUUCAUUUAUAAUAAUAAUAAUAAUAAGACUUAGCGAACCCGAAGGUUCGAUGCCGAUACCACCAAUCGAUGUCCACAUUCUUCCAUCUACGGGACUCCAUCUAAACCCAACCCUGCCAAAUCAGCCUUAACGCUGAUAACAAGCAUUUCCCGCCUUCAACCUAAACUUAAUAUCCUCUUGAAUUAUGUUUUUUUCAGUUAUCGAAGACUCUAGAUACCUAAAAUUCUGUAUGUGUUCAAACACAUUCCCUUCUAUAUCGAUAUCAUUGACAUUGUCGCUGUUUUUGCAGCUAACCUUAUAUUUAGUCUUAUCCGUAUUUAUUUCGAGUCCUAGUUCUUUUCCGGCUUUUAUCAACAUUGUUGUAUUUAAUUUUAUUGUUUCCAUGUCUUCGCUUAACAGUACCAAAUCAUCAGCAUACCCAAGCACCUCUCUAAUGGCAUGUUCUAAUGCCAAAUUAAAUAGGACAGGUGAAAGAGAAUCGCCUUGUUUUAAGCCCGAACAAACCUCAAAUCUGUCGGAUAAAUAAUAGCUGAUUCUAACUUUAUUGAGUGUUUC
Molecule: messenger RNA, 4763 nt
Organism: Nezara viridula (southern green stink bug)
Lineage: Eukaryota; Metazoa; Arthropoda; Insecta; Hemiptera; Pentatomidae
Source: the annotation of a GenBank genome assembly